AUGCGUUCCUCCAUCAUCCUCAACGCCAUCUUGGUCUCCGCCAGCAUCGCCAACCCAAUCCAACGAAGAGCCUACGCUACAGACGUCACCAUCGUCACCGUCACCGAAUACGUGAUCGCGGGCAACCAGCCAACCCCUACCCCGAACCCUGACAAUGCUGCCGUCCAGGCAGACCCCAAAAACCAGAAGCCCAAAUACACAAAGCCCGAGCCGGAGCCGGAGCCGGAGCCGCAGCCGCAACCGCAGCCAUCAUACGAGCAAGAACCUGCUCCCCCGGUCGCUAAGCCCAAACCGUCCACCCCUCCUACCCCUUCGUAUGGAACAGACUACAAGAGCUUGGUCCUCAAACAUCACAACAUCCACCGUGCAAACCACUCCGCCCCCAGCCUUACAUGGUCCGACAGUAUGGAGAGUUACGCGCUUACUCUUGCCAAUCGCUGCGUGUUUAAGCAUGAUGUCUCCAUCGGCGACGAAAGCUACGGCCAAAACAUCGGCUACGGCAUCGAUCGCCAAAAUAUCGGCAAAAUGAUCACCAACCUUAUGUACAACAACGAGGCCGAUCUAUACAUCGACCUCUACGGCGAGGACAACCCAGACAUGUCCCGCUUCAGCGACUGGGGCCACUUCACCCAGAUCGUCUGGAAGUCAACUAAGUCCGUCGGCUGUGCUACUGUCAAGUGCUCUAACUACCUGGGCUGGAAUACCGUUUGCAACUACAGUCCUCCUGGCAACUUCGCUGGCAGAUACGCUUCGAACGUCGCGAGACCAGCCGGCGCCGCAAUGGCUGUUGCCUAG
Messenger RNA from Paracoccidioides lutzii Pb01, 795 nucleotides. RefSeq lists its product as hypothetical. The record is from RefSeq and is a predicted model, not a curated record. Bases 1 to 795 code for a protein of 264 amino acids. Gene Ontology annotation, cellular component: extracellular region. The transcript is spliced from 3 exons.